AUUUACACGUGCGUAUCGUGGAAAUGUAUCAACAAUUUACACGCCUCAUGAAACGUCCCUUGGUUAGGUUGGUAUAGUACUUUGAGCUAAACAAAAAUAUAAAUCGAACAAAAAACGCUGCGUUUUUGUUUCCACAUCUCUUUCUCUUUCUCUCUUAAGCCUCAAGAAAGAAAAAUGGGUGUGAUAUCUCCGACUGAAACUCUGUUCUUAAAGUCUCAACAUCGUCUUCUUCAACCUCGAAACUAUUCAUACGCACUUGCUUUUCACAGCACUCGACGAGUUGCGAAUUUCCCACGCAACUCAUUCUCUUCUCUAGGAUCAUGUUCUGUAGAUUUUCCACUACGAAGUAACCCGAUUUCACAAAAUAGCAAGUCAAUUCAUCCUUGGCGGAGAUAUGUAUCCGAAUCUGACUCAAACGAGGUAAACCACAAUCAACAAAAUUGCGGCUUUUAUCGCUUUCUUGGCAAGUAACAGUUCUGUUUUGUUUCAGCUGUAUCAUAAGAAGGUUUCUUCUAUUAUGGAAACAUUAAAGCAAGCCUACUCUUUUAUUCCUCAUGGAAUUCUGUUAAGUACAAUAUUAGCUCUUGUCUAUCCACCUUCUUUCACAUGGUUCAAGCCAAGGUUUGGAUCAACCUACUUACUAAUUUGAUCAAAAUCUUAAUUAGACAUCUCUCUUUAUUACUAUUUCUCCUUAUUUAGGUACUUUGUACCUGGCUUAGGGUUCAUGAUGUUUGCUGUUGGUAUCAACUCUAAUGAAAGAGAUUUUCUUGAAGCACUUAAAAGACCAGAUGCUAUUUUUGCCGGUUACAUCGGACAAUACUUGAUUAAACCUCUCUUAGGUUACAUUUUCGGCGUAAUUGCUGUCUCUCUUUUCAAUCUACCUACUUCUAUAGGUGCUGGAAUCAUGUUGGUCUCAUGUGUUAGUGGAGCUCAGCUAUCAAAUUACACAACUUUCUUGACCGAUCCUUCACUCGCGGCGCUUAGCAUCGUCAUGACAUCUAUCUCAACGGCCACUGCGGUCCUCGUUACACCUAUGCUUUCACUCUUACUCAUUGGUAAAAAGCUUCCCGUUGAUGUGUUUGGGAUGAUCUCUAGCAUUCUUCAAGUGGUGAUUACACCUAUUGCCGCAGGACUACUUCUGAACCGGUUGUUUCCAAGGUUGUCUAAUGCAAUCAAACCAUUUCUUCCGGCGUUAACAGUUAUCGAUAUGAGUUGUUGCAUAGGAGCACCCCUUGCUUUGAAUAUAGAUUCAAUCUUGUCUCCGUUUGGUGCAACCAUUUUGUUCCUCGUCAUCACGUUUCAUCUCUUGGCUUUUGUUGCUGGUUACUUUUUCACUGGUUUCUUCUUCAGCAAGGCACCUGAUGUAAAAGCUCUGCAAAGAACAAUUUCCUAUGAAACAGGAAUGCAAAGUAGUCUUCUCGCUCUGGCCCUCGCUACAAAGUUCUUUCAAGAUCCUCUCGUUGGAGUGCCUCCAGCAAUCUCCACGGUUGUUAUGUCUCUAAUGGGCGUCUCGCUUGUUACCAUAUGGAAAAACAGAAAGGAGUAGUGACAUGAAACCUAAUCAGGGAUUUUGCGGAAUUUGCUGUUGUUUAUGGUCGGCUGUUCCAAUUGUUUUCGUAAUGAUCUGGUUAUGUUUUCAUAUAAAAGAACCAAGAAUUUACCCAUAAAAAGUUUAAAAUGUUUCCAUUUUUGGUUCUUGAUUGGUUCUGAGACAAACCAAAACAGAGUCAAUCAACCAGAGUCCAGAGAACAAUACAAGUUUUCACAAUUUACUAUUCAUGUCCAUGUGUAAGACUUGUGAUAUAAAGUUUGAGACUUUUAUGGAAACCGAUGUAUCAAGAAAAAAAUUGUGUCUCCGGACGAGUCUAGCAUUAUUCUAUAUUCUGAGCAUCUUCCUUCUGGCAGUAAUAUUCAAAUUUGAGCUCUUUAGGUUAUCUCAUGGUCCUUUGCUUAAUCAUGAAAAGAUAAAUCCUUUGGCUAUGUUUUGAUGUUACUCAUAGACUUUUAGUUAACUCUGACUUCAUCACUGGUUCUAUUUCUUAGUAAGUAAUAGCUAUAAACUAUAAGAAUAACCUUUUCCUUUUUUGGCUCUAUUUACUGACUUUACCUUUGGUCAGAAAGGCAGGAGUACUGGCUUCACGGAUAAGAAACAACAAGAAGUUUGGUUUUUCAAAGUCAAAAACAGCAGGGUUUCUUGACCUUUAAGAAU
Molecule: messenger RNA, 2209 nt
Organism: Arabidopsis thaliana (thale cress)
Lineage: Eukaryota; Viridiplantae; Streptophyta; Magnoliopsida; Brassicales; Brassicaceae
Gene: BAT5
Product: bile acid transporter 5
Exons: 5
Coding region: 725-1546 (273 amino acids)
Biological process (GO): monocarboxylic acid transport
Cellular component (GO): membrane; chloroplast envelope
Source: RefSeq, marked reviewed